UAAGAGAAACGAAUUAUUUUACGAUAACGUUCUGCCAUGAUAAAACAGAUACAUAGGUAUCAUGUGCGUCGUUUGCCUCUGCCGCUGUGUAGUUAGCCCCAAGCCCCCAAUGGUUUUAACUUGUGUCUUAUUAUUGUUGUAUUAUUUGUAAUUUGUUGGUCAAUUUGACAGGUGCUUCCAAGAUUGUUCUACUCAAAGUUUUUAAGGACAUCUGCCGUUCUUUUUCAAUUGCAACAACUGAUGACAGGUCCCAGAGUUAAUUUUAUGUUGAAAGUAUAAAAAUUUAAAUAGUUUAUGCAAUGAUCCUAAUAAACGUGAAUUUCUAAACGACUUAAGGAUUAAAAUCGUAAUUUAUAUUAUUGGUAUAUUUAUUGUAACCAUGCAAAGUUCGAUGUACGAUUACAUAUCGCCUGUGUUCGGUAACCAUGAGAACUCCUCAUCUCAUAGUUUUUCGACGACUGAGUCUUCGGUUCAUAACCUGUUAUCACCCUGCGGAUCAUUGACCGAACAUAUACAAACAAUUACAAACUAUAUCAAUGAAGCAGAUGAAAAAGAUUUGUACAACUUUUUCGUAGACCUUGUAUAUCAAAUUUUCGGCCAUGGUCCUAUGACAGGUUGGAGUUUGGAUAAACUAAAAAUGAAAGUAUGUUUUUUAAAUUUUUUUGUUAAUUUGUUUGGUACCUACCAUGUACAAUUAUUAUUUACAUACAACACAAUUUUGUUUUAUUAUCUACCAGAAACCAUACAUUAUUACUUAGUUUUUUGGUGUAUUUUAAAUAUAUGUUUAAAUUUCAGAAAUUGAAUGAUCAAUUCAGUUAUGGAGAAUCUGACAGUGUAUACCAAUUUUUAUGCUGUAAUGGAUAUAUUUUUAAAUUGUGUUAUAAAUUGCUUCCUAAUAGUUCAAUUAAAUUCAAUAUAUUUUUUAACGAUAUACCAGUAAGUUUAUAUUUUAUCAUAAUUAUAAUUUAAUACUUAUGUAUUUAAAAUACAUUUUAUGUGUUAGAUUGGGUUGAGACAGAAAAUUGAGAAUUCAAUUGGACAUUCAUAUUAUGGUUCACGAUUUUUAUAUCCCAUAGAUUCAAAUAAACCCAUUGGUCUUGGCUUAAGUAUCUUUUUUAAAUUAUUUAUAUUAUUCAGAUAUCUUAUAUGUUAAGAAUUAUAGUAUUAUUAAAUUAAAGUUUAAAUUAGAAAAGAUAAGUUUAUACCUAGGUAGGUAGGUACCUUAAAAAAAAAAUAUAUAUAUAUAUAUUUGUAGAACAGGUUUUAAGUUAAAUUGUUCCAAAAAUGAUUGCCAGUUUUAGAAUAAUAGUAGUUAAAUAUAUAUACAUAUUUUAUUUUAAAUUCCUUAACUGUAUAACUGUUAGAUACAUUUGAGUAUUACAUGUUUCAUUUCGCGUUAUAUGGCUUAAAGUUAACCGAGAAUGAUGUUUCAUAUUUGGACGACAUCAAACAAGAAUCAUCGGUGUAUAAACUAUUGUGCUUAAAUUAUCUGCAAUAUUUUUUACCUUUGGAGAAUUCUGCCAGUAAAAUUUUACCUAAAUUGCCUUUUAAUGUACUUUCCACAAAUACCAAUCAAAAACAAUUCACAAGUCCUAGGUAUGUAGGAAAUUUUUAAAUUAAAUUAAUUUAGAAUUAUGUUAUGUUUAACCAUGUUACUUUUUUUUAUAAAAUACAUAUUUUAUAAUGUCUAUUAAUACUUUGAUGUAUUUGUGUUAUAGUUCAUCAUUAUGUUUUUUAAAAAAGGAGCUUUAUUGCACAGACAAAUCUGAUAAGGUUGAAUGCUCUUGGAUAGUAAAAUCAGAAGCAACAUGGCGUAGUGAACUAGUUGCAUUUUUUUUAGUAGAUAUAUGGUUGAAUUACAAUAUUAUUUCUCUUGUAAGUGUAUAUUCAUUCUACAUAAUUUUGAUGUUUUAAUUUGUAUUAUAUGAUAGAAAAGUUUUUCUUAUUUGUUUAUUAUUGUUUAUUUUUAAAAAUUACACUUUUUUCUACUGCAAAUCAUAAAUAGUCUGUACUAAGUUAAAAUAUUGGGACUUACUUUCUUAACGUGAUAUUAAUAAAAAAAUAAAAAAUUGGAUUAUAAACUGAACUAUUAUUUAUAUUUUGAUUAAUACCGAUACAGUUAUUACAUGCAUUUCCUAACUCAAAUGAAAUUAUUUUUUUUCUUUCCUCAGGUGCCAUCAAUUAAGUUAAAUGUAUUGAUUAGAUGUUUAAUAAAACACUUUCAUUUAUAUUCUAAUCGUGCUAAACAACAACCAAUAGAUGAUUUGAAAUCGUAAGAAAAAUGUAUAAAAAACAUGAUUGUAUUAUUUUUAAUGAAUGAUUUGUCUAGAAUUUUAAUUGUCCGCCAUGGUGUUAGUAUUUAUCGUUAUUUAUCAUACUAUAUGAUAAAUUGGCCACAGGAUUUUUCAUUUCGCAUAUUAUUGGAAAUAUGGUUAUGUUAUAUUCAACCUUGGCGUUAUGAUGGAUUUAAUAAUCAGUAAUAUACAAAUUUUACUAACUUUAGUUGUACUUAAUUUAUUCAUUUUGUUUUUAGGACGUUUUCUAUCACAGAAAGUGAAAUGAGUAAUAAAUGGAGAGUUUUUAUAAUGAAAAAUUUGCUGUGUUAUACUAAAUUAUUUUAUCUUGCUAUUAAAAGAUUUAAUUGUGUUGAUAUUUGUACACCAAAGUAUUCAAUCAUGAUUUUUAGAUUUCUUAAAGUAAAUAUUACAUCAACUGAUUAUUAACUGGUGAUUUGUCACAAUUUAUGCAAUAUUUAUUGAUUUUGAUUUUCUGUUUAAGAUCUUUACCCAUCCAUAUUUACUAAGAAUUUUACUGGAUAUAGAAAAUUUACUGACACAAAAACAAUAUACAGAGGUGGAUGCUAUAGUAGCUGAUUAUUUAGCUGAAGCUGAAGGUCCAUUAUAUAAAUAUGAACCUAUGUUUUCCGAAAAUCGUAUUUCUGAGGUAAAUAAACAAUUACUAUUUUCAAUAGAAAUUUACCUAUUGGAUGAAAUUAAAAAUGUUUUUAUUAUUUUUAAUUAUUAUAAAGAAAUGUAUUUUAGGUUUAUUUUAUUAAUUUUACACAGUUAUUUGGCAGGAUCAGUUGUAAAAAAGAAAUUUGUUAUUUUUUAGUAAUAAUAAUGUGAACAUAUCAGGUCAAUGUGGGUCACUGUUUCUUAAAUAAACAAUGACUACAUAAAAGAUAAGAGUAACAGUUAUUUUCGGAUAUGUCAACUUUAUUUUACAUUUUAUUCAAAAAAAUUUAAUAUGAGUCACCAAAAAAAUAGUUAAAUACAAAAUUACUAGAGCAUUUUAUACCUACAUUCAGUACCUGUUGUUUAGACUGUUUGGUGCACAAUAUUAUACUUUAAUUGGCCCAGUAUUAAAUGCACAAAAAACCAAAAUAAAGUACUAAACAAAUUUUUUGUUUGUUUUAUUUAUUAGAUAGUUAAUAAUUUUUAUUUUACUUUAAAAAAAAAAUAAUAAUACAAAAAUUGACAUGAAUAAUAUCUUUUGAGGCUUAGUAUUAUUCAUUCUCAGCAUACUAAAAUAUGAAUUAAGGAUUAAUAUGUUAAAUUCUGUGUUAAACUAUUUUACUUUUACAAAUUUCCUAUUAUAAUAAACAUUAUGGAAACCUAUUAUUUUAAGAUAAUAUUUUGAAUAGGCUAAAUUUAACUUUAAUGUAAAAAUAUUCAUUAAAUUAAUUAACAGUGACUAAACAUGUUAAAAAUGAAAAUUGCAAAAAAUAUCAAAAUUGGAGUACUAAAAGUUUACAAAAUUACCUGUUACUUGAUAUAAAUUAUGUAUUUGAAAAUCAUUGUCUAGAAUAACCCAAAAUAAAGUUGUGUUUUUCAUUGAAAUUUAGACAGUAGUGAAUCUAGGAUUUUUUUUAGGGAAAUGUAGUACUGUAGGUAAUAAUGAUAAAGAUUGUAAGUGUACUAUCACAUUUAACAUGAAGUAAAAUGCUAUUUUCUCAUUACCUCAUUAUCUGAGAUAAAUAAAAAACAAAUAGAAACAAAAAUUGCCAUUUUUAAGGAAUAUAUUUAUUAUUUAUAAUUUUAUAUUUUGUAUUUAUUUACUUUGUAUUGUAAGCAAGUACCUACUUAUAAAUUAAAAUUAAAAAUUAUAAAAAUAAUAUUGUAAAUGCCUAGGAGUGUGUAUAACAAACAAAUAUAUAACAUCUUAAGGUUUUACAUUAAUUUUGUUAUGAAUAAUAAUAACUAACUAAUAAUAAAUAAUACUAACCAUUUAAAUGAUUUUCUUCCAUUGUCAUUCUCAAAUAAGAUUUAAUGUUUUUCAAAGUUGUUAAAUACUUCUCACUUGUGGACCUUGUAAUACUGGUAAUACUGCUACUAAGUAGUACUACUAGUACUUCUUUAAAUAAUUUGUUUUAUGAAUAAUACAUCGCAAGCUAAAUUAAGCUAAAUUGUAAGCUUAAAUUCCAUAAUUACUAAUAUUAUAUUUUCUAAAAUAUUUUAUUUAUUUAAAUUUUGUUAUUUCUAAAUUUCAUAACAUUAAUUUUUUAACCUAUACACUAAAUUAAUGUCCCUCCUGUGCUCUCUGUCUCACUCUUAAUCCGAACCACUGUCUUGAAUUUCUAUAUCACUCAAUCAUAAUCAUUACUAUUGGUUAAUUUUUGUUUAACACAUAUAAUUAAUAACAGUGAAUGAAGCCAAACUAUCAUUCAGUUUCUUAGUUUUGUUUUUACUUAAUUAUUAUUUGGAGUUUAAUAAGUUUCUCUUAUAAUAAAUGUAAGAGAUCAAAAAACCCAACAAUUUGUGGGAAAAAGAAAACGAAAUUGCACUAUUAUCAGAGAUAAAAAUGGUCAAUUAUUAGUUGAUGACGAGAAUAUAAUAAAACGAUGGAAAGAGUAUAUUGAAGAGCUUUAUGAGGCAGAAAAACUGGAGGAAAUUACAACAGAUGAGGAAGAAACGAAAUUACCAAUUUUAAAAUCAGAAUUUGAGUUAGCAUUCCAUGACUUGAAACAAAAUAAAGCUCCUGGGAUUGAUAACAUAACACUAGAAUUAUUGCAAUGUGCAAUAGCAUAAUUGUAACUAUACCAAGAAAAGUGGAACAAAUUUCUGUGAACAGUUUAGAACACUGAGCUUACUGACACACGUCUCAAAAAUCCUAACAAAAGUAAUAAAUCGAAGAAUAGAAGGAAAAGUGGAGCAGUACUUAAAAAACGAUCAAUAUGGAUUUAGAAGACAAAAGGCANUAUUUGGCCUUCAUAGACCUGGAGAAGGCCUUGGAUAAAGUAAAUUGGAACAAAAUGCUACUCGUUUUACGAGAAGUAGGUGUCGAGCAACAAGACCUAAGAAUUAUCCACAGUCUGUAUAAGAACCAGACAGCUUGCAUUAAGAAAGGAGAAAUCACAACUAAUGCUUAAAUAAAAAAAGGAGUUCGAUAAGGAUGUAUGUUAUCACCACCACUGUUUAACUGCUACAUCGAAAAAGUUAUAAAUACAGUAAAAGCAAAACUAACAAGACUAAAUAUUGGAAUCAAAAUUGGUGGAGAAAUUGUUUCAAUGAUACAAUUUGCGGAUGACAUUGUGGUAAUAGCAGAAAGUGAAGGGGAUAUACAGAGUGCAGUUGAAGAAAUGGUUAAAACCUUUAAGGAACUUAAAGAAAAGGCGAGUAACCGGUUAGAAUGGAGAAUUGGAGUUGUCAACCAACCUUCGGGUUGAAAAAAAAAAAAAAGAAAUAAUAAUAAAUGUUUUAGAAUAAUUUACUUUUAUUUAACAAAAUUUUUCUGAAAAAAAUGUUUGGAUUAUAUUAAUUUAAAACAUAUAAUAGAACUACUAUUUAUUUUUUUUUUAUAACAUUUUAGUGUUCUGCUAAAUGAUGAUGGUUCUUACAUUUUUAUUUGCGGACAUAUUUAUUUUGUAACAUUUGAAAAUUUUAGAGUAAAAUAGAUUUUUAAAAAACAACAUCUCUGAAAUGUUGUUUUCUUACAUUUAUUUUCUUAUACAAUUAUUUUCUAAAAAAUUGUAAUAUAGAUUUUUAUUUUUUCCAAAUUUUUAUUGCCCAAAAAGAUUCCUUUAUAAUUAGGAUUAUGCAUUGACUCCAAACAAUAUAAAAUAUAUUUCCUUUGACAUUUUCCUGGCAAAAUAUUAUUAUUGUUAUUAAAUUUAAGUAGGUUAAGUUCUAUUAAAGUUUAAAUCUACAAUAUAUUUUAUUUUUAUAAAACUACUGAGUAGAAGAGUAGAAUAGUUUAGUUUUGUUUUUCUUAUAGUUAAUACAUUUUUUAAAAGUAUUUUCAUUUAUAUUUUAUUUUUUAAAACUAUUUUUUUUUUCUAAUUAAAAUGUUCUAUAUUAUUAAUUUGCAGUAUACAUUAUUUGUCACCAAACUUCAUAAUACAUUAGAUCAUAUAAAUUUCAAAUUGAACCAGUUUCAAAAAGAAAAUAUGGAUUCAUCAUCUAUGGUUGAAAAGAUUUUCUCACUGAGAAAUCAAAAGAUGUCAGAGUAUAGUGUAACCCAAUGGGAAGAUUUACGAACCAACAUACAGUCAUCAUUGUUUUAUAUAAAACAUAUUUUUGUGAGAACUAAUCAACUUUUAUUAUAUCAACCUAUCUUUUUAUUUGCAAAUAAUAUUUAAUUUACUGUUGUUUUCUUAGAAUGUUAAUGCUGUUCCUUUAUCAAUGGACCUUGAUUCCCAGUCUGUAUCUAGCUUUGAUAGUAGUCAUAAUGUUUCUGGUAUUAUCAGAAAAAAUAAUUUACUUAUUCAGUCUUUUAAACGUGUAAGUUUAAACAAUAAUUAUUUAAAUUAACUUUAACAAUAAGGUUUUUUUUUGUCAUAUAGUAACAUAGUUAUGAACAGUGGCAUCGCCUUCUUAUUGGCUUUUCAAUAUAACAACUAAGGAUAUUUAUUUAUUCAUUUAGUCUUGAAAUUUUUAAAUGAUACUUCAGCCAAUUUACAAUGAAAAUUUUGAUUUUUCAGAUUUGACUUUUAAAUUCUCAUUGUUAAUUGGGUAAAGAAGAAAGUUCUAUGAUAUUUAUUUAUGAUUAACAGUUUUUUAUAUACUCUCAUUGAAAAUUCCUGGGCACACCACUGGUUAUUUACCUAAAUUUUAAAUUAUUUGAUUUUAAUUUUCAGAGUUCCAGCUACCUAUUCUCUAAAGCAUCUCACAACAAACAAUGGGAGAUAGACCCAGAUUAUCUUGGAACUUUAACCUAUGAAAAUGAUAUCCUUGUAAAAUUGAGUAUAUUCUUGAGAGAUUCAGUUGAUUUAUAU
Cinara cedri is the source of this 7213-nucleotide messenger RNA. Lineage: Eukaryota; Metazoa; Arthropoda; Insecta; Hemiptera; Aphididae. The record is from the annotation of a GenBank genome assembly.